GUCGCCCCAUACAAAGAAAUCCCUCUUUCCUUAUCUCACAUUGAUCGUCCGGUACAGCCGCAUUCCAUUCGGGGUCUUUUGGUCAAAUUGAUUCUUCACAUCAUUUCUCACAAGUAAAUCAGCACAGAAGCCCGUCAGCCAAAGCUGUGUGUAUCGGUCGAUCCCCCUUACGACUUCCAAGUCUCAUCCCCGAACGGCCGGAAUCGACAGGAUUUAUCAUCCAUUUCUUAGACGAUCACCAACUUACUAUAUAUCUGUAUAAUCUUUCAGCGAUUUUCGUCUUUUGAAAGUCAAGUUUACAGCGACACAGUGAUCAGCACUACUACAAGUAGAGUGAUCCCUCGCGAAUCAACCAUCCAGAACAAACCCACGAGGCUUCCUUUGAAAGACCUCUGCAGUAUGACUCUCGUCCCGCCCGGUGCUCAUCUAGCUCCAGUCGACCUUCCUCCCCCUCGACCAGAAUCCGACCCUCGAGAACCCGAUACUCCCCGUCGUGGGACUCGAACUCCUCAUAAAACCCAUUCUCCACGACCUUCCCGUACGGGUUCACCUUCUCGUUCACCCAUUCAAACUUUGCCACUGUCCGGAAUGCAACGUUCACCAUCUUCAGAUGGUCCUCCUCUCCUCCAACCCAUCCCAAAACAUCUCUCUUCUCCCUCGGCUCCUGGGGGAUCUCCCGUACCAAUUCAUCCUCCUUAUCCUCAUCAUCUCUCUCGUCCUUCUUCUCCAGCCAGUAUACAUUCUUCCACUUCUGCAAUCUUCGAGAGGGACAUUGAACCUGCUCCUGUAGCUUCGUUAUCGAUAAAUCCAAAUCCCGCCACCGCUCAUACCUUACAUCACAAGCCUUCUCGUCUACAUGGCAGCGCGAUGGAUCAAGCUGUUCCCGCCGCCUUGUUGGAUGCCGUUGAAGCUUUGAGAGAUAACACUCCAGAGGCACGCGAGAAAGUAGAAAUCGAAGCUCCUAGUCUUAAUUCUGGUUUGGGCAUGGCUAGACAAUCUUCUUCCAGCCUGCAAAACAUUUCAACAGGUAGAAGGGUAUCGACAAGUCCUGUCGUUGUAGCGGGACAGACAGCUGGCUUCGGGACUAUACAUUCGCGUUCACCCAGUCCUACAGGCGCUGCAUCUAGAGGAAGUUCACUCGUGGCUUCUCCAUGGCAAAGUCCGCCCAUCUUAGGUCAACUCCAGACGCAGCAGCUGUCAAUGGUCAGUGCGAGUCCGAGUACCAGUCCGACCAAUGGUGUCGCUCGUCCUUCUAUGCCAGGAAGAGUCAGUACAGGUCCACAAGUACCAGGAGGGUGGUCAAACUCGUUCACUCAUUCUCCCCCUUUGGCCUUCGUCGGCGAGAAGGAAAAGGAAGAGGGACAUCAAGAAGAUCUACCUUCUCCCGCUCUCGCUCCUACACCACCAACAGCCAUACCGAAUCAUCUGACACCAAAGGAGAAAAGACGAGUCUCUUUCAUAUCCUACAACGAUCUCCUCCUUUCCGUCCCGACAUCGAUAACUUCUCUAGGUGACAUUACUUCUGGCAACCUAUCACCUGAUCAUCUACCCGGAACCAUCUCUCCGAACCUUGCGAACCGCUCACCAGUCGUGGCACCCAAUCUCAUCCCAUUAGGUGGUAACGAUAAAUCCGGUCCGAGCUGGGAACCAACCGGGAGAGUGGGCGGUCUGGGUUUAGAGGCUGAAUGGGAUAGAGAAGGUUUGGGGAAAGGGUUGGAGCAGAGACUCGAAGAUCUAGCUGUUCAGCAGUCGAAAUGAAUCUGUAGCGUAAACGGGCGAUUGGUUUCAGAUGUAAGCGGUUAAUCGAGGAAUCAUGCUAGGGGCGAAAUGGUCAUACGCGGUGUGCUGUCAAUCGGGUUAGGGGUUCGUGGGUAGAACAUGCACGUCGUGUUUCC
This is a messenger RNA of Tremella mesenterica DSM 1558, 1895 nucleotides long. RefSeq lists its product as uncharacterized. NCBI's taxonomy places the organism in Eukaryota, Fungi, Basidiomycota, Tremellomycetes, Tremellales, Tremellaceae. Bases 400 to 1758 code for a protein of 452 amino acids. The transcript has 3 exons. The record is from RefSeq and is a predicted model, not a curated record.